This is a messenger RNA of Pistacia vera, 2964 nucleotides long. RefSeq names its product heat shock 70 kDa protein 16-like. The record is from RefSeq and is a predicted model, not a curated record. Gene Ontology annotation, molecular function: ATP-dependent protein folding chaperone; ATP binding. The coding region runs from base 300 to 2531 and encodes 743 amino acids. Gene Ontology annotation, cellular component: nucleus; cytosol. Gene Ontology annotation, biological process: protein folding. Lineage: Eukaryota; Viridiplantae; Streptophyta; Magnoliopsida; Sapindales; Anacardiaceae. The transcript is spliced from 10 exons.
UUUUCAGAGCGAAAUGAUAUCUGCUUUAGCGGACAUAUAGGAGAGAUUUUGUCUCGUUACCACCCCUUCACUUUGUCUUCAAUUCUAAGGUUCCAUUGUUCUUCACUUUCUGCAUCAUCUCUACAUCAAAGUUUUGUUUUUUCAAUUACGAGGCAGCUUUUGGUUUGGAUACUUUGAGAGGAAGUAUAAAGUGGUUAUUUUGGAAGAGGUAGAAGGGAAAGUGUAUUGACUUUGGUUGUUUCUUGGUGGGUUUAUAUUCCAAGUGUUAUUCUGUAUGUAUAUGUGCUUGGUGGUUUGAAAUGAGUGUGGUGGGCUUUGAUAUUGGAAAUGAAAACUGUGUUAUUGCUGCGGUGAAGCAAGGGGGUGUUGAUGUGUUGUUGAAUGAGGAAUCAAAUCGCGAAACCCCGGCCAUUGUAUGUUUUGGGGAGAAGCAGCGGUUUCUUGGGUCUUCCGGUGCUGCUUCUGCAAUGAUGAACCCAAAAUCCACGAUAUCUCAAAUAAAGAGACUGAUUGGUAGGAGAUUUAAGGAACCUGGGGUAGAAAAAGAGCUAAAAGUGUUACCAUUUCAAUCUUGUGAAAGCCCUGAUGGUGGCAUUUGGAUUAAUGUGAAAUAUUUGGGUGAGACACACACAUUUACUCCUGUUCAGAUUUUGGGGAUGCUCUUUGCACAUUUGAAAGAUAUUGCGGAGAAAAGCUUGGAAACGCCUGUUGCAGAUUGUGUGAUUGGGGUUCCAUCAUACUUUACUGAUUUGCAGAGACGUGAGUAUUUGAAUGCUGCAUCAAUAGCUGGGUUGAAGCCUUUGAGAUUGAUACAUGACUGUACAGCGACGGCACUUGGUUACGGGAUCUAUAAAACAGGAUUCUCUAAUUCAGGAACAACUAAUGUUGUAUUUGUUGAUAUUGGUCAUUGUGAUACCCAGGUCUCUAUUGUAGCUUUUCAAGCCGGGCACAUGAGGGUUCUGUCACAUGCAUUUGAUAGUAAUUUGGGAGGGAGAGACUUUGAUGAGUUAUUAUUUGGUUAUUUUGCAGGAGAGUUCAAAGAGAAGUAUAACAUCAAUGUUUAUUCUAAUGUUAAGGCGUGUAUUAGGUUAAGAGCAGCAUGUGAGAAGUUGAAGAAAGUUCUUAGUGCUAAUGCAGAGGCACCUUUAAAUAUUGAGUGUUUGAUGGAUGAGAAAGAUGUUAGAAGUUCUAUUAAGAGGGAAGAGUUUGAGAAGCUGGCUUCAGGACUGUUAGAGAUUAUUAGUGUUCCUUGCAAAAAAGCUUUAGCAGAUGCAGGGUUGAAUUUAGAUGAAGUUCAUUCGGUUGAGAUUGUUGGGUCGGGGUCUAGGAUACCAGCUAUUACUAGAUUGUUAACUUCUAUAUUCAGUAGAGAACCUAGGCGGACAAUGAAUGCAAGUGAGUGUGUGGCACGUGGAUGUGCACUCCAGUGUGCAAUGCUUAGUCCUGUUUUUCGGGUCAAAGAAUACGAGGUCCAAGAUUCUAUCCCUUUCUCCAUAGGAAUCUCAUCAGAUGAAGGUCCAAUAUGCCUGGGAUCAAAAGCCAAUGGCUUAUUGUUUCCUAAAGGUCAACCCAUUCCAAGUGUUAAACUUUUGACAUUUCAGCGGAAUGGGAUGAUCCAUUUGGAAGCAUUCUAUGUUAAUACAGAUGAAUUGCCAUCUGGUGUAUCUUCAAAAAUUAGCCGUUUCACUAUUGGCCCUUUCCAGGGCUCCCAUAGUGAUAAGGUGAGGGUUAAAGUUAAAGUCAAACUGAACCUCCAUGGUAUUGUCACUGUUGAAUCAGCUUCGUUGAUAGAAGGUCAUGCAGAUGAUUCGGUUACAGAGCCCUCUAAAAUGGGCAAAAUGGAGUCUGCAACGGUUGAAAAUGUCCAUCGACAUUCCUCUGCUGAUGGUGUUAUGAAAGACAAGUCCAGCAGGAGACUUCAGAUGUCUGUUAGUGAAAAUAUAUAUGGUGGAAUGACCGUGGCUGAGCUCACCGAGGCUCAAGAGAAAGAACAUCAGUUCGCCCAGCAUGACCGAACUGUAGAACAAAUCAAAGACAAAAAAAAUACCUUGGAGUCAUAUGUCUAUGAGAUGCGGAGUAAGCUUUUCAAUACAUAUCGGAGCUUUGCAACUGAUUCGGAGAGAGAGGGCAUAUCCAAGAAUCUACAGCAGACAGAGGAGUGGCUUUAUGAGGAUGGUGAUGAUGAAACUGAAAACGCUUAUACCUCGAAACUUCAGGAUCUUAAAAAGUUGGUGGAUCCAAUUGAGAAUCGAUAUAAAGAUGGAGAAGCUCGAGCACAAGCUACAAGAGAAUUAUUAAAAUGCAUUGUGGAGUUCCAAACAGCUGUCGAGUCACUCUCAGCUCAGGAAAAAGAACCGGUCAUUAAUGAGUGCUUCAAAGCAGAGAAGUGGCUAAGAGAGAAAACUCAACUACAAGAUUCCUUACCAAAGAACACUGACCCUGUGUUAUGGUCAACUGACAUCAAGAACAGGACAGAGGAACUAAAAUUGAAGUGCAAACAGGCAUGGAGAAAGACACAUCCGAAGCGGUGAGGCAAGAUUUAAGGCUUAGAUCACUGCCUUGGAGAGUAGCUUUAUUCCAGGACUUGUUAUUUAGUCAAAUGCUAUUGGUAAUCAUUUGAUUGUUAGCCAUACAUAUAAAUGCAAACUGCUGAUGUUAGUGUCCACAGUUUUUUCCACCAUUUAUCAUUCCAUGAAAGUUUGGAGAUGUCAUUAGUCAGAUAGUAUUUAUCAAGGAAAAAAAAAAAGUAUACUUAAGUGGGAUUUUAUACAAAUACAGAAAGAUACUGGCUCGACUUGUGGUACGUACACCCAAUUUUAUUAUUUGGUUAGAUGUAUCUAUGAAUUCAGAAAAUUUUGCGAGAGUUUCAUUGCUAAUGCGAUGGUUAAUGUAUUUUAUAUGGUUUGGUACUGUGCAUCAAUUGUGUUAUAAAAGAAGUGCAGUGCAUUUCUUGUUUAUUUCUAC